GUUUUUCGCUUCCUCACAUACGCUUUCCUUAUAUAGCUUGUUUGCUGAUGUAUCUUUAGAAAUCUUACCACCUACAGCAUCUCAUCUCCCCAAAACGACGUCUCUGAAACCCAUCUUUGUCUCCAUUAAGCCCUUCGCUCACCUCCUCUCUCCUCUUUCCUCUUCAGUAGGAAAACUCUUUGCUGAGGGACUGUGAUUCGGAAUGGGGAGAGGAAAGAUAGCGAUAAGGAGGAUUGACAAUUCGACGAGCAGGCAAGUGACGUUCUCGAAGAGAAGAAAUGGACUGUUGAAAAAAGCGAAGGAGCUUGCGAUCCUGUGUGAUGCGGAAGUUGGAGUCAUAAUCUUCUCUAGCACCGGGAAGCUUUACGAUUUCUCCAGCACCAGCAUGAAAUCAGUGAUUGAAAGAUACAACAAAUCAAAAGAGGAACAUCAGAUGGGAAACCCAAUCUCGGAAGUGAAGUUCUGGCAAAGGGAGGCAGCUAUGUUGAGGCAACAACUUCAAAACUUACAAGAAAAUCAUCGGCAAAUGAUGGGUGAAGAGCUCUCUGGCUUGAGCGUAAAGGAGUUACAAAAUUUGGAGAGUCGGCUAGAAAUGAGUCUCCGGGGUGUUCGUAUGAAAAAGGACCAUAUGUUAAUGGACGAAAUACAAGAACUAAAGAGAAAGGGAAACCUCAUUCACCAAGAAAAUGUGGAACUGUAUAAGAAGGUGUAUGGAGCAGGAAAUGUAAAUGGACUAAACAGAGAUUACCUUAGCAUCAAUGAUGCGGCAAUUGAGGAGGAUUCAAAUGUGCCUGUCCAUCUUCAGCUUAGCCAGCCACAGCAACAGAACUAUGAUACACCAGCAAGAGCUACAAAAUUGGGGCAUCAAGCAGUCCUUUUUCAAGAAUAUUGGGUUUCAACUUCAGCCAGGAUUAUUAACAGAUACAAUAAGCAAGGACAAAAGAGCAUCUAAGGCUUUAGUAAAAGCAUACACUGUUCAAGACUUCAAGUUCAGCAUACGAAACAUACUACUAUGAAAUUAGCAAGUUAGCAGGGCAAAGGAGAUCUCUUUCUGAAAAAUGCAACAUUGUAUUACAGUACCAAAAUUGGUAUUCAGGAAUUACUUGACAAAUACACUUCAGAAAAGGCACAGUACUGUGGAUUAACCGUUAGGUCCUCUAUGAGCAUGCAAAAUGAGCAUAAUUACCUCUCACGCUAUUUGCAAGUAAGAGGAAAGAUGUAAAAUGUUUUUCAAUUUAUUUUUUUA
Manihot esculenta (cassava) is the source of this 1246-nucleotide messenger RNA. Its product is annotated as MADS-box transcription factor 23. Gene Ontology annotation, molecular function: DNA-binding transcription factor activity, RNA polymerase II-specific; RNA polymerase II cis-regulatory region sequence-specific DNA binding; protein dimerization activity. The record is from RefSeq and is a predicted model, not a curated record. The coding region runs from base 203 to 952 and encodes 249 amino acids. The transcript has 10 exons. Gene Ontology annotation, biological process: positive regulation of transcription by RNA polymerase II. Gene Ontology annotation, cellular component: nucleus. NCBI's taxonomy places the organism in Eukaryota, Viridiplantae, Streptophyta, Magnoliopsida, Malpighiales, Euphorbiaceae.